ACAGACAGAAAACCUCGUGGUAAAAAAACACAACCAGUCAUGGAGUGGAGUGUGGCUCUCCUGCUGAUCUCAGGGUUCUCCACACUUCAUACAAACCUCUGUUCUGAGAUUUAUUUUGUGAACAUGAAUAAGAGCUGGACUGAAGCACAGAGUUACUGCAGAGAGAACUACACUGACCUGGUUACCAUUGACAACCCAGAGGAAAUGAACAGAGUGAUUAACAGGGUAAACCUCACUGGUUAUACUGGACCAGCCUGGAUAGGACUGGAAAAGGGAAACUCAUGGAAGUGGCAGUGGUCCCUGGAAGAGAGACGUCCCUACAGUGAUGGACAGACUGGGUUUUGGAACUGGGACACCAGCGUAGGAGCACCUCACACUGUGGAUGGGAAUGACAACUGUGUGGGGAUGAGAGACAACGGGAAAUGGAAUGAUAUUGGCUGUGACUCUAAAUCUCCCACAGGAUUCUUUGUUUGUUAUGAUGAGAGAAAACAAUCCAACCAGAGCUACAUCUUCAUUAAUCAAAGUAAUAGGACCUGGAUGGAGGCACAGAGAUACUGCAGAGAGAAUUAUACAGACCUGGUCAGUGUGAGGAACCAGACUGAGAAUGAUCUCAUACACAACAUGACUAGAAAUGGAACCUGGGUGUGGAUCGGUCUGUACAGAGACUACUGGCAGUGGUCAGACCAGAGAAACUCCUCAUUCCGCUACUGGGCACCAGGAAAACCGAAUAAUAAUACUGGGAAUGAGAAGUGUACUGUAGCCUCGAUCACACAGACACUCAAUGGAACGUGGGAUGAUCGACAGUGUGGUGAAAAUCACCCGUUCCUGUGUUACGAUGUCCCCCUGAUCCUGGUACAAGAGAACAUGACCUGGAACGAAGCCCAGAGCUACUGCAGGGAGAACAAUGUGGACCUGGUGUCUGUCUACAGUGAGGAGAUCCAGAACUGGGUGGAGAGGAUGGUUAGAAGUGCCACCAGUUCCCAUGUGUGGUUGGGUCUGCGCUUCUCCUGCAGAUUGAAACUCUGGUUCUGGGUCACCGGAAGCGUGGCCUGCUACCAGAACUGGGUUCCGGGCAACGGGAGUGGAGCUGGACACUGUGGGAACACUGCGGCUGUCCAAUCUGGAGGAGGACAUCAGUGGGUCAGUCUGCCUGAGACUCAGAAGCUCAACUUCAUCUGCUCCAAAUAGGCAGGAAACAAGGAGCACA
Scleropages formosus (Asian bonytongue) is the source of this 1207-nucleotide messenger RNA. RefSeq names its product C-type mannose receptor 2-like. The transcript has 6 exons. Bases 40 to 1188 code for a protein of 382 amino acids. Lineage: Eukaryota; Metazoa; Chordata; Actinopteri; Osteoglossiformes; Osteoglossidae. The record is from RefSeq and is a predicted model, not a curated record.